AUGACGGACCUCGCGACUCGCCCAGGCUCCGCUGGCAGCCCUGCCUUGGCCACCGGCGUCGCCCCGAGCGUGAGUGCGAUGUUGGCGGAUCCGUCUCGACCGCUGCUCCCGUUCGAGCGCUAUGAUUCUGCGGGCGAUCCCGUCUCGAACGAGCGCACGUCCGAAGAUGGCAUCGAGGUCGUACCAGCACCGGAGGACUUUUUGCUCAACAAGGCAUCAACGUGAGUGCGAGCUGGGAUCCUCUACCUCCUGGCCACCCACUCACCCCGGUACACCGCCGCUUCUCGCGCUUUCGACACGGUACAGAUCCACGUCGGUUCGACCUCGUUCGGCCGGUUUGGGCCAGCCGUCAUUUUCGUCGCUGCUCGCACCGUUCGGGGUCGAUCUGAGGAAAAAUCGCUCGCUCGAGGUCAAACUCGUGCCCGCACCGCUGCAUCCUCGUUCGUCCAGCCAAACUGGAUUCAUGAGUGAGUCUGACAUCUCAAGUGGAUGCAUGUUGUACCUCGUCGUGACCCUAGACCUGGCCUCACGUGCGUCGGCGUUACCGGAUCUCCCAGCACCAAGACCGGCUCAACCGUACCCCGAGACCGAGAACGAGCGCGCUCGCCAAGGUGAGCUUGCACUCAUGCCUCUUUCCAUUCUUUGGAAAAUUUGACGUCACUGAUAAAGGUCUCUCGAUACCGUAGGACCGCACUAUGUCUACGUUCCCAGGGCGCCACCACCACCGUUCCGACGACCAGGCGCCCCUGCGCCCCCACCCCGUCACGUCUCUUCUGGUCCGAUGCAAGAUGGACCCUAUUACCGAAAUGGCGGUCUGGCUCCUUCUCCUGCUACGUCCUCUCCGUACUACAACGGUCAGGGCAAGCUCUUGACGCCUAGCUCGAUCCGACCCCAGGCGAUGAUCAAGCAGCAGAAUUCUGCCGGCGCCCGCUCGAGACCGAACCACGCUGCCGAACCAGCCUACUCGGCUCGCGUGGCCUCUUCGCUACCGGUUCACAACCAACCUGUCCCCGAUGUAUCGUACCGCGUCGUCGCUGCGUCGUCUCGGAUGCCCGCAGUGCCAGCAGGGAACCGAGCUCCCGUCCGAGAAAGUGGACCGAUGCGCAAAGCCCCCUCGCGUGAUCGACCUCUGCCGGAUGUCGCCGCACCCAAGAGUGGCAGCCGCGAGCCAGUAUACCUACAACGCAGGGCAAACACCAACGCUGGAGUCGAGCGCGAACGUGCCGCGUCGCCUCGCUUGGUCUACUUCAACGAGCCGAUACCGGCUGCUGCCCAGGUCGGACCGGACGGAACCGUGCUCGCGCCUGUUCCGCUCCCACCGCUCAUCGGAGGGCCAUCACCAGAGGGAGGACAGAAGUUGAAACUCGCAGGUCGGUGGGCCGAUCUUGCGGACGGAACGAUUGCGGGCGAGCAUGGAGAAUAUUACGACGGAGCAGGAGCGUACCUCGAGGAGUAUUAUGCCCAGGAGUACGAUGAGUAUGGACAGCCUAUCCCGAAGCGACAACGGCUCGGGUGGGAUCCAAACGAUCCUGGUGGAUACGGUUUGGACAUGUGGGAUGACGACGGCGAGAUCAUGAUGGAUAGCGAUGAUGAGGAGUUUGGGAUCCGGCAACGUGGUGGAGGUGGAACGAGAGGUGGCCGAGGUCGGGGCAGGGCUGGUGAGCAACUCUCUCUAAGUCAGAUUCCUAAGGGAGACAUUGAGUUGCUGAUGAAGGCUUCCACAUUUUCCUAACUUCCGUACUCAGCUCGCUCUCGACCGACACCUGCAAAUGCGGCGGACGUCGGCGAACGAUCGCUCGCUGGAACGUACUGGACUCCGCCAUCCCUCAAACCUUUUGCGUGCCCAAACCCCGAAUGUGACAAGCGCUUCAAGAACGCCAAUGGUGUUAAGUACCACACACUCCACGGUACAUGUCACACCGCGGCGGUCGCGCCCGACGGAUCCAUGGAACUCGACGAGUCCAAACCCCACGUCUGCUGGUCCCCUGAUUGUGACCGAUCCUACAAGAAGUGAGUCGCAGCUCUCCGCUUACGUAGUCGAUCUUCCCUGAGAUACGAUCAUCCUUCACAGCGCGAAUGGUCUACGGUACCACUACGCUCACUCGGGUGCCCACGGUGCCCGAGGUGCCGAGAUGCUCCGUUUGGGCACACACCCGAAGCCGCUCAAGACGGACAAGCGCAAGCGCCCUGGCCGGCCCGUUGGAUCGGGAGAUGAAGGAUCACCUACCCCUUCCGAAAGCAACGUCGGCACCCCUCGCGUCAGCUCGGGCCUCGGUCGUCAUUCCUACUCGGCUGCGGUUUCGGACGAGGAAGACAGCUCGGCUGCGAAUUACCGUCGCAAGGCUCGAGCUUCAGGGACAUCGAUCAAGCUCUCGACCACUGCUCCUGCGAUCGCGGCUCUUCUCGGAUUAACCCCUGGCUCUGCCGGCAAGGAGCCAAGAUCCAAGCAUCAAUCUUCGAGCUUUGCCCCACCCGCCUCGUCGAACAAGCAGCCCGAUUCGCAGUACUCGAGCUUCGCAACCCCUCGCGAUCGCGCCAUCACUGGGUCCACCGAUGCCGACUCCAACGACUGGUACGGAUCGGAAGCCUCGUUCGCCGACUUCCCUGCGGGACCCACGGCUGGCUCGGGUGGUGGACGAGGAGCGAGCAAGAAGAAGAAGAAGGCCGUCAAGAACCGCUCGGCGCACAAGUUCACAUCGUGGAAGAAUAAUUUCCCCAACGCUGGGACGGGCGAGGGAUCGGCUUUGGGCUUUGAUGCGGGUACGGAUACGAUGGGCGAUAUUGAUGCCGAGGGGGAAAUUGAUGAGGGUUAUGCGGAUGACUACGAGAUGCAAGGAGUCGUUCACGCUUGA
Microbotryum saponariae is the source of this 2852-nucleotide messenger RNA. Lineage: Eukaryota; Fungi; Basidiomycota; Microbotryomycetes; Microbotryales; Microbotryaceae. The record is from the annotation of a GenBank genome assembly.